AUGUCGCAAAAACCGAUCUCCCCGCUCCUGCGGGCGUGGUACAAAUGGAAAAUGCUGCGCCUGCCCUGGCGGCGCCAAUUCCUCGUCGGUUUGGACCUAAACGGCAACACCUACUGGGAAUUCCUCGACCGCGGCUCGCGGCUGCCCUCGCCGAACCCGGCACACCCGCACCUGUCGCCCGUACGAUGGCGGCGCAUCGUGCGGUGCCCGCGCGGCACGCCGCCCGACGCGCUGGUCGUGCCGCCGGCGUGGCACGGCUGGCUGCGGCACACGCGCGCCGACCCGCCGUCGCUGGCCGAGCAGCGGGCCGAGGAGGCGCGCCAGGCGCGCGUGAAGCAGCUCGCGGCCGAGGCGGACGCGCGGUGGGAGGCGAAGCCGCGCGUGGCGACGGGGCCGGCGGCCGGGGGCGCGUCGGCGGUGCUGGGCGUGCGGGCGCCGGCGCUGGAGACGGAGCGCAGGGUUGGGCCCGGGUCGAAGGUGAAGAAGGAGCGGGGCCCGGCGGUGGCGCAGGGGGAUACGUUGGGGGACAGAGAGGCGGUGGACCUGCGGGAGGAGACGUGGCGGAGGAUGAGGCGUGAGGCGGAAGCCAAGGGGAGCGGGACACAGGCCGAUCCGUGGAAGCAGGCGAGGGGAGGGCCCAGCGAGACGUGGCAGCCGCAGGCUUGGCAGCCGGCCGCGAAGCCGAAGAAAUGA
Molecule: messenger RNA, 693 nt
Organism: Thermothielavioides terrestris NRRL 8126
Lineage: Eukaryota; Fungi; Ascomycota; Sordariomycetes; Sordariales; Chaetomiaceae
Exons: 3
Coding region: 1-693 (230 amino acids)
Biological process (GO): mitochondrial respiratory chain complex I assembly
Cellular component (GO): membrane
Source: RefSeq, a predicted model, not a curated record